AUGGUCUUCCGCGUGGUCAGAGCGAGGUUGGAGACUGGCCGUGAACAUGUCUUGCCCAUUGACUAUUACUUUCCACCUCAAAAGACUUGCCUGAUCUGUGGAGAUGAAGCAUCUGGGUGCCACUAUGGAGCCCUCACUUGUGGUAGCUGUAAAGUCUUCUUCAAACGGGCGGCUGAAGGUAAACAGAAGUACCUCUGUGCCAGCCGGAAUGACUGCACCAUCGACAAGUUCAGGAGGAAAAACUGCCCAUCCUGCCGCCUGCGGAAGUGCUACGAAGCUGGGAUGACUCUCGGAGCCCGCAAGCUGAAGAAGCUGGGUAACCUGAAGACACCAGAUGACACGGAGACAGCCAGCUCAUGCAGCCCCACAGAGGAGCAAGCUCCCAAGAUGAUGAUGACGCACAUUGAUGGGUAUGAGUGCCAGCCCAUCUUCCUCAACGUCCUGGAGGCCAUUGAGCCUGGCGUGGUAUGUGCCGGCCAUGACAACAGCCAGCCGGACUCCUUCUCCAACCUGCUGACCAGCCUGAAUGAGCUCGGGGAGAGGCAGCUGGUCUACGUGGUCAAAUGGGCAAAGGCCUUGCCAGGAUUUCGCAACCUGCAUGUGGAUGACCAGAUGUCAAUAAUCCAGUACUCUUGGAUGGGCCUUAUGGUUUUUGCUAUGGGUUGGAGAUCUUUCACCAAUGUCAAUUCCAGGAUGCUUUACUUCGCUCCAGAUUUGGUCUUCAAUGAGUACCGGAUGCACAAAUCCAGAAUGUACAGCCAAUGUGUCAGGAUGCGGCACCUCUCUCAGGAGUUCGGGUGGCUUCAGAUCACACCCCAGGAGUUUCUCUGUAUGAAGGCUCUACUGUUCUUCAGUAUUAUUCCAGUGGAUGGCCUGAAGAACCAGAAGCUCUUUGAUGAACUUCGAAUGAACUACAUUAAGGAACUUGACCGUAUCAUCGCUUGCAAGAGGAAGAACCCUACCUCCUGCUCUCGGCGAUUUUACCAGCUCACCAAGGUCCUGGACUCGGUGCAUCCUAUUGCCAAGGAUCUGCAUCAGUUUACAUUUGACCUUUUAAUUAAGGCACAUAUGGUGAGCGUGGAUUACCCUGAAAUGAUGGCCGAGAUCAUCUCUGUGCAGGUUCCCAAGAUCCUGUCUGGAAAAGUCAAGCCUAUCUACUUCCACGCACAGUGAUCUUCCGGAGGGACCUCCCAAUUCUGCCACCCCCAUUUCAGCCAUCUCCUGCCUGUUACUUCUGCACUACUGUACUGCAGUGCCUUGUGGAAUCCCCUCUACAGAGGUGGUGUGCCAAGAAGACGGACAGUAACAAACGACUACCUGCUGGGAUUCCUGAGAUUUCUAUUUUUCCUGAGGUACCUCUGAACUGAACUACCUGCCACGGCUUCUGCCUAGGUUUGGCUGGCUCGCUGUGCUGGGGCAGGGGACUGUGGCAUGGUGGCAGCGGCACCGUGUCUACACUCUCUCGUUUGUGUGUUUUCCACAGUGACUUUUAGUCGCCCAGGGCCACGGGAGAUAGGGAGAAAUGCCAGCAGUUGUUGGGUUUGGGUUUUUUUAAAAAACAGAACAAGACAAGAAGCAGGUGGAACCUAUAAGUUUGGGUGUGGGUUACUUUACUGGCCUCCUUCGGGACUUUUUAUUUGCAUUAUGGUGCUGGGAAGCAGGUGAGUUAAAAUAUUGCAGUAGAGAAACAGAGAAGAGCUGGGGAGAUGAGAUGAAUUUGCAGCCUGAUGAAUUUACAGGACCUGCUUGCUGGGUCAGAAAGCUGCCGUGCAGCCGUUGUGGGGUCUGCUCCAGACAGCACGCCGCUGCCAUCUGCGGCCCCGCAGCCCUGCCUGCGCAGCAGCGCGGACGAGCAUUCAUAUUAGUUGAUGGAGCAUUACGGGGUUGUCAGCAAAAGGGCUGGAGAGGAAGAUGACCUUCGGAAAUCCCCAAAGAUGGCGGGUAGCUACUCUUUUCCACCUGGGAUGUUUUUCCUACGGCCAGGCAAGCUGGAUCUCGGUCUGCCCCGCAGACACCCAGGCACUCAGCAGUCACAUUCCCAUCCUCGACAGCUGCUGCUCCUCCGACACAGCCGUACCCACCUCCACAAGUGCCUGACGUCCUCAGACCUCACACUCUCCCCUCCUCCCGUGGGCACCCGAAGCCCCCUGCCCAGCCCCUCACCAGCUCUGCUCCUGCCGAGUGUCCGCAGACCCUGGGUUUCCAGCUACGCUACUUAUUUUCCAUUUGUCCCAACUAUUCUUGGGGACAGCAGACGAGCAUCCCGGGAGCAAAGCAGCGGGGCCGGGAUCUGCGGGACCUGCGAGGCCACGGGACUCCUGCUGUUAAUCCUGUCCUUUGGGAGGCGGCUGCGGUAACUGGCUGGUGCUGCCAUGGCGCUUCAGGGGGUUGUAAGGAAACGCCAAAGAGACCGGCCCUUCCGAGCGGUGCGCUCGGCUCCUGCUCAUUGCAGGGGUUGAUUGCAGCCCGGGGUGAUCCUGCCCCCCCGCGCGCCGUCCUACGCGCAGCGUCCACGCGCAGUGUCCCAGGCGCACCGCCUGUCCCCAGCAGCUCCGCGUGGCGUGGUGGUGGCACAGCCUGCGCCCGGGCUGAGGCAGCACGGGCUGCAGCUCCGCCGUGAGGACGGAUAAACGCGCCCUGGCUAACGGGGGUACUCGGUCCACAGCCAGCAAACAGCAAAGGCUGAUCGGUCUGCAGCUGCUGGUGACUCCCAGCAGUCAGGAACACCUGGGAAAAGCAGGUCGUUUUUUCAGGCAUAAGUGUUGGCUUGACUCCGUUUCAUACCCCAAGUUCAGAAGGAAAUGCAGGCCUACCCGACACCCGUAUUCAGAUUUGUUUAUUUAGCGGGCUCUGCUUCCCAUCAAGUGGCCAAGCCUGCGUUCCCCGCGGUAUUUCAGUCCCCCCUUCCCGCACAACCGUGAGCCCACCAAAACCGCCUGGUCAGACCUGGCCGGGGUGUCGGUGAGUGCGGCACGUACAGGCUCUUGCCAGGGCAAUACUUCUCGUCAGGGGCUGCGGCGCAGUCUGGCUUUACUGACACAGACAUCUACAAGGGGUCCUCGUGCCAGCGCAGGCAAGCAGCAAGUCCGUGCCUUGCCGCACGCGGUUCGCUGGCGGGCGGUGGUUUCGCCGCUGUGGCACGGAACGGAGCUUGUGGCGGAGCUGUGCCCGCCCAGAGCACUGGUGUGGUCCUCCGGCACAGGGACGCCACAAGCACGAAGCAAACGCUGGAGUCUGGAGAGGUGAACCUGCUCAGACGAGCGCUUCGCGUCGUGCUGUGUUCCCCCUGCGUAAUACCAGCUACUUGUGUUUGUCAGGCGUCUUUGAAAGUGAAGGGAAUGAGGUUUAGGCCAAUUGAUUGCCGCGCACGUGCCGUGCAGAAAACAGUGCUAAUGCUCUGCUGCUUGGGCCGCUCACGAGCUGAGCAUCACCGUCAGCUCUUCGGGCAAAUGCCCUCAUGGUAUUUUGGGUUCUUUGCAAACUCUCAGCAAGAACAAACGCUUAAUUUUCCUGAUACUUUUCAAUCAUGCUAUGGGAUUUUCAUUAAGGGAAGGGGUAGGGAAAAAACCCAAAACUAUCGAAGGGGAGGAUCUCUCUUUACAGUUAUUUGUAAUGGGCUUUUCUCCCCUGCUAGAUAUGGCUCUGAUCGUGCUCUUCUUCCUGAAACACCUUCAUGUAGGUGGGAACAGAAACCAUAGAUAACCUUCCUGAGUGCCAGCCAACAGGACGGUGUCUCAAUAGCUUUUCCUGUUUUAGAGGGCUGCAAGCAUUUUAAACGUUGAUAUGAUCUACUAAUAUGUGCAAAUGAACCAGUAAAAAAAAUCCUGCUGGUGCAUUCCUCUCUUCUUGAACAUUUUCUGGCUAUUAGCAGAAGAAUACAAUGAAUAACUGGGUCGGUAAUGCCCUGAUCUCUGUCAUCAACAGGAGGAUGUUUAUGAGCAAUCUGAAUAGCCCCUUUGGAGAGCUUUAUAUUUUGCACAAGGUCACGUCAGUAAAGUUUUCAUUAGUUAGUGAGAGCGGGGGUAUCCUGCUGGGUACUUUUCUGCUGGGAGAUUGGGAAGAAAUCAAACUUAAUAAGGAUUUGCAUACACUGAUUUGCUGGUGGAAGCAUAGUGCAAAUGAAAAAUGGUUUAGAAGGGGAUACUGCCUAUGUACCAUCUGCCAGAUGCAUGCAACUCGCGUGUACGCUGCCUCUCCAACCGCGUAUGCUUUAAGAAGGGAGCAGGAGCUCACGUGGAGUAUCCCCCAGCCGACGGGGCAGGGGAGCAGUCCAGCUGCCUUUGUCAACAAGUACCCCAGAGCCCCUCUGCACUCGAGUGGGGCAUUGGGGUGGUGUUCUUGCAUCUCUUCAGCAUCAAAGUAAACUUCUGCAACUUUUUAUUCAAAAGUUGACUUUUUAUGAUGUUAUUAGAGGGAUGGCUGAAGGAUGUGGGAACCAGGAUCACUAGCACCUGUGUGCGUUUUUUGCUGGGGAGAGUUAACACUAUUUCCUUGUUUAUUUUCACGGGCUGCUGCAGGAACUGGGGAAAAAAGAGGCUUAAGAAAUACCAAAGUCCACAUCCUGCCCUAUAUCUUCGUACUUUGUGUUUUCUUCUGCGUUUUCUUGUCUAUUUUUGCUUUAAUAAAGGAAAGAGAAUUUCACCAUCUUCACAAUCAUGUAGAAGGUGUCCCUGAGGCUUCCCUCGGGAUGGCUGAGCCCCUGGAGAGGGGACCCCCUUGGCAUCGCUGACGCGCACAGCCAGGGAGCGGACCACGUCCAAGCCCCCCUUCGGUUUCACUGGCUCUGCUCUGGUUUAUCUAGGAUGUGUGGGCUUUUGUGCUGGCUUAACCUGGGUCACGGCUCAGACCAUCAGCUCCUGCCGAAGGCAGCAGAUGGAAGACAAGGAGCACACACGUUGGCGUCGGCCCAGGAGCAGCAUUUUUGCACGGAAGAGCACAAUUCCAUGAGAGAAUGGGUGUGAGAUGAGGUUGCCUUUAGUUAGCGUAGGAGGAACUCCUCCUCAAUCCUUUGUAAUGCCAGAAGUGAGCCAGAUGACGCGGUGCGGUGGCGUGCCCAGGCAGGCAGCAUUCUGGGCCAGCGACUGCAGACCUUCGCCCACCUUCGCCCAGCAGGCUCCUGCCAGCACCGUCUGCAGUCAGCAGGGCGCUUCGCUUAGCAAGAGUGAGAGCUAGGGUAGCGGCUCUCCGCUUGGGGACACUGCGUGAAUGUUUCUGGAGAGCCUGGCACCAUCUGAACACUGUUCCCACAGAAGUCAAAAGGCCCUUUGUGCUUGGCUUCAGGAAAAAUGGAGUUAAGCCAGAGCAAAGAGCAUCGCACAGUGUGCACAGCAAGGCAAAUACCAGUGAGUCAGCCCUGCGGAGGGAAGGCAGGACACUCACCGCCUUUACCACCAUGUGCUGGUUUCACACUUGUCGCUCUGGCCCGUGCGGUGCUGGUGGGGGUCAUUGCCGUGGUCCGUAGGGGUGCUGAGGUGGUACCCAAGGUGUCACCUGCCUCCCAGGCAGAGGGGCCGGCAGUGCCACUGGGAAGAGCUGGCCUCCCUUGCAGAGCCACCUGCCAACACAGGCUGUCUCUGCAGCUCCCUGCCACGUGCGGCUGUUGCUCCACUUACUGAUCUCUCUCCCUAGAUGUUUCAAUAACAUAUUUUAAACAUAUAUAUAUAUAUAUAUUAAAAAAGGCAUGCCCCAUUUUAUACUGCUGAAGAUAUCUAUUUAAUGUAAUGCUCUAAGAGAGUUUCUUUUCUGAUUGCACACUAUUGCAACUAAAUACUCUUCAGGAGAUGAAUCAGUAUGUGCCAAUAUUAAUGGAAACUUUUAAUUUAAUAAUUUUUUCUGGUUAGGUACCGCCCAGUUUUCAAAGGUCCAUCCUUUCAUGGCAUGAAUGGAGCAUACGCUGGCAUAGUCUGGUGCCAGUAUCUGCUUCUCCAGCUUUCUUGUAGAUGAUUCUGGUUAGACAGGGAUAGUAUUUGCACUUGGGGGACAACGGAGUGUCCUUUAUUUCUGCCCUCCUUGACUGCACGAAGUGUCCUUGCACUUUAGGGCAGAAUCCUGGAAUUACAGAGUCGUAGCUGUUUCCUAACUGUUUCAGAGUAGACUUCUAGAGGCACAGAAAUCCUUUCUUGUACCGUAACGACUGGCCGAGUCGUGCUCUGCACCGUCACGUCCUGGUGCCCGCUCUCAAAUGUCAGAGUACCUGGAAACUGGCAGCUGUGGGAGAUGCCCGUGUGGCAGGGGGACCGGCGGCGGUUA
Molecule: messenger RNA, 6249 nt
Organism: Pygoscelis adeliae (Adelie penguin)
Lineage: Eukaryota; Metazoa; Chordata; Aves; Sphenisciformes; Spheniscidae
Gene: AR
Product: androgen receptor
Exons: 8
Coding region: 1-1173 (390 amino acids)
Biological process (GO): regulation of DNA-templated transcription; male gonad development
Molecular function (GO): zinc ion binding; DNA-binding transcription factor activity; sequence-specific DNA binding
Source: RefSeq, a predicted model, not a curated record